AUGCGAUCUUUCUUCUUGCUUUCCACCGCUGCGGCGCUGGCCUUCGCCACUCCAGUGCCCCAGCAACUGGACCUCAGCAUGGCCGAUGCCAUUCCUACACCUGAGAAUGUUACCGUCCCUUCUGACGUCUCGUCACAGACUGUGGAGUUUGAUAUCGAUGCCGCUCUGGAAGACGCAAUUGUCGCAGUACUCACUGACGACAACACCAUUGACGUCUCGGAAAGCACCGCUGACCCAAUCAACGGUACUACUCCUAUCCAAAAGCGUGCGGCUUGCUCCACUGUCGCACUUGGAUCUGGACCUACUCCAAGCCCCGAUACUGCAGCCGAUUUCUUGAAGCUCGCCAGCAUCUCGACUGCCGCCAAUGGCGCCAGCGCUCCGUCUGGCUACACCGAGUCUUUCAAGAACGUGAAGGCAGCUGCCAAUGCUUAUGGUUAUCUUGGAUUUACCACGCUCACUUCUUACAACGUCCAAACUUGUGCCGACAAGUGCGACAAGAUCAAUGGCUGCAACGCCAUCAAUAUCUAUUUCGAGAGAGAUCCUCAGACCGACCCAGCCAACGCCGAGUGCAAGAACAACAACCCCGCCAGCACUACAAACAUAAAGUGCAUUUUUUGGGGUGGUCCUGUUACCACAGAGAACUCGGUCAACGCUGGUCAAUGGCGCAGCAAGUUUCAAGUCGUCAUCGCUGGUGCCAAUGGCUAUGUGAAGAAUAGUAUCGCCACUCCCACAGGAUACUCUUCAUCAGCGUAUUACGGAGCUGCCUCCAUCGACGCUCCGAAGGACUGCAACGGACAAAGCACUUUCAUCACCUCGAAGGUCUUUACAGGCUCUCCUUUUGACGCUAGACUCUGCGCUGCUGCCUGCGAUGCUCAGAACAUCGACCAUGCCAAAACAGGUGCACAACAAUGCCGCUACUUCAACACCUAUAUUCUGUCUCGUAACAACGUUGCUCUCGGCCAAUACUGUAACCUCUUCACUCAAGCUUGGACUGCUUCUCAGGCCACUUACAAGGGCAUCACCAGCGGCGCAAACAAGUACACCAUUUCUUACAGUUUUGGUGUCUCCGCUUCGUCCGAUGCUGGCAACUGUAAUAAGGAAUCUUCUCCGCCAACCAGUGAUACUGGCAAGCCGCCUGUGACUGGCCCAUCGACUGGUGCUGAUGGGUUCAUCGACUGGAAGACCUUCAAGGCCAAUGGCGUCAACCUGGGUAGCUGGUUGGAGAAGGAAAAGAACCAUGACACAUUCUGGUGGAACAGUAUCAACGACGACCCUUCGAUCAUGGACGAAUGGAGCUUGUGUGCCUCACUUGGUGCUCAGUGCGGACCUGUUUUCGAGGCUCGUUACGGAUCGUACGUUACCAAAGCUGAUAUUGACAAGUUGGGAGCCGUCGGUGUCAACACCUUGAGAAUUCCAACCACAUAUGCCGCCUGGGUUAAGGUACCCGGAUCUCAGUUAUACUCUGGUCAACAGAAAACAUAUCUCAAGGCAAUCACAGAUUAUGCUAUCAAGACCUACGGCAUGCACGUCAUCAUCGGACUGCACUCUCUUCCUGGCGGCAUCAACAACCUCGACAUCGGCGAAGCCUUCUUCCACAAAGAAUGGUUCUACAACGAGACCAAUCUUGCCUACUCCUACCAAGCUAUCGAUGGCAUCCUCGACUUCAUCAAAGCCUCAGGAAAUCUCACCGCAUGGACAAUCGCCCCUAUUAACGAGGCCGGCGAUGAUCUCUCCAAAUUCGGUGGCCCUAACACUCUUUCGACCGCGGCAGCCGACUGGACAGGCAAGUACCUUAACGGAUGCCUUGAUCACAUCGCUAAGCUCGACAAACGCAUCCCCAUGAUGGUGCAAGAUAGUUUCAUGACACCCGGCGCGUGGUACAAAUACUUUGACGCCUCUGCCAACGUCGUCAUCGACACCCACGUCUACUUCUUCGCCGUCGCCGGUGCCUACUCCCAAUACACACCCGGCGCUGUAUGCGGACAGGCCAAGUGGAUCUCCAACUUUGACAAAUUCCCCAACUUUGUUGGCGAGUGGUCGUUGCAAAUUCGCUUCAACAACACCUUUUCUGACCGUGAGAACAACUUCAACGUACAGAGGUUUGCUUUUGACAAGUAUGCUUCUGGCGGCGCUUUCUGGAAUGUACAUUCGCACAGUGCUGCGGCUGUCAGUGGAGAGGGCACGCAGAGAGAUUAUUGGUCGUAUGUUGAUCUGAUUGAUCAGGGAGUCGUAAAGACUAUUGAUCCUUCUUAUGCAGGUUGUGAUGCUCUCUGAGCAGAUUCAGUGGACUGGGAAGUUGGAAUACACGGAUCGUCGAGCCUGGCCCCAAGUUAAAACGGAC
Aureobasidium pullulans EXF-150 is the source of this 2341-nucleotide messenger RNA. RefSeq names its product glycoside hydrolase. The record is from RefSeq and is a predicted model, not a curated record. The transcript has 4 exons. NCBI's taxonomy places the organism in Eukaryota, Fungi, Ascomycota, Dothideomycetes, Dothideales, Saccotheciaceae. Gene Ontology annotation, molecular function: hydrolase activity, hydrolyzing O-glycosyl compounds. The coding region runs from base 1 to 2274 and encodes 757 amino acids.